GCGCUCUCUCGCUCGCUCUCUCUUUAUUUCUUAUCGCUUGCUUUACUCGUCCUUUCCUCAGCUUUCUUCGGGACAGGCUACAGGGAUUGCCGUUCUCUUCCCAGUUCCCUCUGUCGAAGGGAUCAUUCUACUAAUGAUGAAGGCCGCCAAAGGGAAAGGGUCAGUGAAAAGGGACACAAAGGAAACAUUGAAGCCUGUUGAUGACAGAAAAGUUGGGAAGCGAAAAGGCACUUCUAAGCCAGAUAAAAGUAGCAAAAGAAAGGCCAAGAAGGAAAGAUUAGCCAAGAAAGACCCUGACAAACCAAAGAGGCCUCCUAGUGCCUUUUUUGUUUUCCUUGAAGAGUUCAGAAAGACUUAUAAACAAGAAAAUCCCAAUGUGAAGGCCGUCUCAGCUGUUGGGAAAGCUGGAGGCGAGAAAUGGAAAUCCAUGUCUGAUGCUGAGAAAGCUCCAUAUGAAGCAAAAGCUGCAAAAAAGAAGUCUGAGUAUGAAAAGCUUAUGAAUGCCUAUAACAAGAAACAGGAAAGUGCAGCUGAUGAUGGUGAUGAGGAGUCUGAUAGGUCAAGAUCUGAAAUCAAUGAUGAGGAUGAGGAAAGUGGAGAGGAGGAAGAGGAAGAUGAGGAUGAUGACGAAUGAGAACCUGAUGUGAUUUUCUGACUUGGUCAAUUUGGUUGUUCCAGGCUAUCAUGUCUGGAUCUUGUAUAAUCAUACCUGUAAUAUAGCAUGCCAAAAGCAAACAACAUUAGCCUGAUAGCGUGUAAUUUUUGUUCCUUUGGCUUAGUUUGGGACUGUAUUUGUAUUUGCACUCUUCCCAAAAAUGCAUAUCUUACAGAUAAGACAUUCAACCCAUUACCGUAUUCCUGCUAGCAUUACUUAAAUUCAAGAGGAACCGAAACAGAAACUGAUUGAAAUCUCUUCAAUCUCCUCUCAGAAUUAAUUAGAGAAGUAACUAUAAUGUUGAUCAUCAUGAACAAAGCCAAAGUUGCUGGUGUCAAGAUGGACGUAGAGGGCUUCUUAUUAAACGGCUUAUGUUAGCAGUUACCUUACAACUUCCAGUGCUCUGAAAACCUUUAUACAUCUGAGGGAGCAUCUGCUUCUCCAAAAAGCAGACCUUGAGCUUUGCAACUUUUCUGUGGGUUUGCUUUCUCUGAUAUUCAUUAUGUUUUGCAUGUUAUGGACUUGUGGGUGCCACGAAUUUGAUGAUGAUGUGAUUCCUUUUGUUCGA
Messenger RNA from Nelumbo nucifera (sacred lotus), 1223 nucleotides. RefSeq names its product high mobility group B1 (gene HMGB1). Lineage: Eukaryota; Viridiplantae; Streptophyta; Magnoliopsida; Proteales; Nelumbonaceae. The record is from RefSeq and is a predicted model, not a curated record.